Messenger RNA from Triticum dicoccoides, 779 nucleotides. Its product is annotated as non-specific lipid-transfer protein C6-like. Lineage: Eukaryota; Viridiplantae; Streptophyta; Magnoliopsida; Poales; Poaceae. The transcript is spliced from 2 exons. Bases 1 to 450 code for a protein of 149 amino acids. The record is from RefSeq and is a predicted model, not a curated record.
AUGGCGUCGUCCAACAAGGCCUGCGCCGCCGCCCUCCUCCUGCUGCUGGCCCUCGUCGUCGCCACGGCGGCCGACGCGGCGAAGGGCAUCACCGCGUUGGAGCCCACCGCCAUCCCGUGGCAGGCGGAGGUGGACGUGUCGGCGACGUGCAUGGGGUCGCUGCUGGCGCUGAGCCCGUGCCUGCCCUUCUUCAGGGACGCGGGCACGUCGGGGGCGCCGGCGGGGUGCUGCGAGGGCCUGGGCGGCAUCGUCCAAGACCAGCCGGCGUGCCUGUGCCACAUCUUCAACCACACCCUGGAGCGGGCCAUCGGCGUCGACAUCCCCGUCGACCGCGCGCUCGGCCUCCUCAGCAACGUCUGCGGCCUCACCCCGCCGGAGGACCUCAUGACCAGCUGCGGCGGCGGCGUCCCCGUGCCGCCGCUGUACAUGUGCCCGGCGCCCUCGGCCUGAUAUCUAUCGAUCUAUCCAGUGUGCAGGUGCAGGAGGAGAUGCGUGAGUAAAAUAAUGAUCGAGACCAGAGGCGAAGGUACCUAGCAGCCGAAGAUCAUCGAUCAGCUGCAGCCUCUCUUGGAAUUGGAAGUUGAAGAAGGAUGCAUACGAAUGCAACGACUUAUAGAUACCCCAUGGUUCCAAUUAGAUUUUCGGAUUAACAACACAUGGAAAGGAUACAAAUAGGAUUGCCGUUAUGCCACAAUGUGGCUACAGAUGGAGUAUGUACCGUGUCUCUCUCCGCGCAUAUAACGAUAAAUAAAUAGAAAAAGAUGGGUUUGUCUAGACUA